This is a messenger RNA of Gracilinanus agilis (Agile Gracile Mouse Opossum), 600 nucleotides long. It is a transcript of the gene DIRAS2, whose product is annotated as DIRAS family GTPase 2. NCBI's taxonomy places the organism in Eukaryota, Metazoa, Chordata, Mammalia, Didelphimorphia, Didelphidae. Gene Ontology annotation, cellular component: plasma membrane. Gene Ontology annotation, molecular function: GDP binding; GTP binding; GTPase activity. The transcript has a single exon. Bases 1 to 600 code for a protein of 199 amino acids. The record is from RefSeq and is a predicted model, not a curated record. Gene Ontology annotation, biological process: signal transduction.
AUGCCUGAACAAAGCAACGAUUACAGAGUAGUGGUGUUUGGAGCAGGAGGCGUUGGCAAGAGUUCCUUAGUCUUGAGGUUUGUGAAAGGUACUUUCCGAGAGAGCUAUAUCCCCACUGUUGAAGAUACCUAUCGUCAGGUGAUCAGCUGCGAUAAGAGUAUCUGCACGUUGCAGAUUACUGACACAACAGGCAGCCAUCAGUUCCCAGCAAUGCAGCGCCUCUCUAUUUCCAAAGGUCAUGCCUUUAUCUUGGUUUAUUCCAUCACAAGCCAGCAGUCCUUGGAAGAACUCAAACCCAUUUAUGAACAAAUCUGUCAGAUCAAAGGAGACGUGGAAAGCAUCCCUAUCAUGCUAGUGGGGAACAAGAAUGAUGAGAGUUCAAACCGGGAGGUGGAGAGCAGUGAGGGUGAAGCUCUGGCAAAGAAAUGGAAGUGUGCCUUCAUGGAGACCUCAGCCAAGAUGAAUCAUAACGUUAAAGAGCUCUUCCAAGAGCUACUAAAUCUGGAGAAACGCAGAAGUGUGUGUCUUCAGAUUGAUGGAAAAAAGAGUAAGCAGCAGAAAAGGAAAGAGAAGCUGAAGGGUAAAUGUGUGGUCAUGUAA